GGUUUGGAUUUUAUAGAGGUAGUGCGCAUGCGUAGACGUAAGAGGCUCGUUUAGGGUUCUCCGCGCUUAAGAGAAUUUGCGUCGCCGCCGACCGAAGGCCGGAGCGACGAAAAGCGAACGCGGGAGGAACCUCCGCUGCCCGUUCAGGGUCCUAGGAAGGAGCCGGCUGCAAGGCUGAAGCAGGUGCCUGGGGCCAAAGCUUUGGAAUGAGGCGGCGACGGAGGAGGUUGCUGUGAGGAACGAAGGAAGGAAGGAAAGGGAGCGACAGAAGAGAGGGGGCCGGCCGAGUGGUGGUGGAGGAGGAGGGCGCCUCAUCCCCCCCUCUCCCGUCGCCGUGAUGGAUGAACAAGAGGCCUUGAACUCCAUCAUGAAGGACUUGGUUGCCCUCCAAAUGAGCCGGCGUCACAGAUUGUCUGGUUUUGAUAGCAUGAAGAACAAAGACUCUCCACACUCGAACAAGCAGAAAAAACACAAUGUCAGCAGCCCUACAAUUACGAACCAGUGUGCUUGUGCAGCAGAGGACAAAAAGGCUCAGAGUGACAUCAGGAUAAAGUUUGAACACAGUGGGGAGAGGCGAAUUAUCCCUUUUGCCCGGCCUGUCCGCUAUGAAGAUGUGCAACAGAAAGCAAAAACAGCUUUUGGGCAGCUGCUGGAUCUCCAUUACAUGAAUAAUGAGUUAUCUAUUCCCUUGAAAAGUCAAGAUGAUCUUGAUAAGGCAAUAGAUCUUUUGGACCGAAGCUCAAAUGUGAAAAGCCUUAGAAUAUCACUGCUGUCUCAGGACAGAAACCAUACCAGUUCAUCAUCAUCCCAUUCUGGAAUGCCAAAGCAAGUCAGAAUCAAAACUUCCCAGUCUGUGGGAGAUGUGAACACUGCCUACCAGCCAAAUGAAACCAGGAGCAGGCACCUGUCUAUCAGUUCUCAGAAUCCAGGCCGAAGUUCACCCCCUCCAGGAUAUGUUCCAGAGAGACAGCAGCGAAUCGCUCGUCAGGGAUCCUACACCAGCAUCAACAGUGAAGGCGAAUUCAUUCCAGAAGCCAAUGAACAGUGUAUGUUAGAUCCUUUAAGUAGUACUGAGAAUUCUAUAUCUGGUAGCUGUCAGUCCUUGGACCAGUCAGGAGGCAGCCUUUCCUUUAGGAAAUCCCGCAUGUCCAGGGCUCAGAGCUUUCCAGACAAUAGGCAAGAUUUCUCAGAUCGUGAGAACCAAAUCUAUGACAAAGCAGGGAAAGGUGGGACAUAUCCUCGUCGUUACCAUGUCUCCAUGCAGCACAAAGAUUAUAAUGAUGGCCGGAGGACAUUUCCCCGCAUCCGGCGUCACCAAGGCAACCUCUUCACGCUAGUGCCAUCAAGCCGCUCCUUGAGCACCAAUGGGGAGAACCUGGGGCUGACGGUGCAGUAUCUAGACCCCCGUGGGCGCCUGCGCAAUGCUGACAGCGAGAACACUCUCACCGUGCAGCAGGAGAGGAACAUCCCCUCCAAAUCUCCAAGUGCUCCAGUUAACUGGCGACGAGGGAAACUCCUGGGACAAGGUGCCUUUGGUCGUGUGUACUUGUGCUACGAUGUGGAUACAGGCCGGGAACUUGCAGCUAAACAGGUCCAGUUUGACCCAGACAGUCCUGAAACAAGCAAGGAAGUGAGUGCUUUGGAGUGUGAAAUUCAGCUGCUAAAGAAUCUCCAGCAUGAGCGUAUUGUCCAGUAUUAUGGGUGCUUGAAGGACCGAGCAGAGAAGACCUUGAGCAUUUUCAUGGAGUACAUGCCGGGGGGCUCUGUCAAAGACCAACUGAAGGCCUAUGGUGCGUUGACGGAAAAUGUGACCCGGAAGUAUACUCGGCAGAUUCUUGAAGGAGUUUGUUACCUUCACAGCAAUAUGAUUGUUCACAGGGAUAUAAAGGGAGCCAAUAUUCUACGAGACUCAGCAGGCAAUGUGAAGCUUGGGGACUUUGGGGCCAGCAAGCGACUACAAACUAUCUGCAUGUCUGGGUCUGGCAUACGUUCUGUCAGUGGUACACCCUAUUGGAUGAGUCCAGAAGUGAUCAGCGGGGAGGGUUAUGGAAGAAAAGCUGAUGUCUGGAGUCUUGCCUGUACUGUUGUGGAGAUGCUAACGGAGAAGCCACCCUGGGCAGAAUAUGAAGCCAUGGCAGCUAUUUUCAAGAUUGCCACACAGCCAACCAACCCCCAACUCCCUUCUCACAUUUCAGAACAUUGCCGGGACUUCCUAAAGCGGAUCUUUGUAGAAGCCAGGCAGAGACCCUCAGCUGAAGAGCUGCUCCAGCAUCACUUUGCACAGCUCCCCUACUGAAUUACCUCCCUCAAACAGCACUUCUUCCUGGGCUUUCAGCACCCUCACAUCUGAGGAUGCUGUGUUGUGCCCCAUAUCAGAGCAGCAUCUUCCAAAUGCUGGCCCAGUUGUCCUGGUUGUCUAAACAGGCAAUAUGUGAGGAACAAGGCAGGGUGUCAGCUGCUUUUACUGGGAUAUUGCCUUCAUUUUUAGACUGAAGCUUUCAGCAGCUGUGCAGCCUACAUCUACAUCUCUGUCCUUGUCAGUGUGCUGACAUGGUGUCAGCAUAGGAACAUAGGAAGCUGCCUUAUACCGAGACAGAACAUUUGGUCCAUCUAGCUCAGUAUUGUCUACACAGACUGGUAGCAGCUUCUCCAGGGUUGCAGGCAGGAGUCUCUCUCACCACUAUCUUGGAGAUGCCAGGAAGGAAACUUGGAACCUUCUGCAUGCAAGCAGGCAGGUGCUCUUCCCAGAGCGGCCCCAUCCCCUAAGGGGAAUAUCUUGCAGUGUUCACAGUCUCCCAGUCAGAUGCAAACGAGGGUGGACCCUGCUUAGCAAAGGCUUACUACCACAAGAUGCUGGUGGCAUGUGAGCUGGAAGGGAACCUCACCUGAAUGUAGCUAUGUGGUAGGAGCUGAUCCAAAGUGAAAGGGGAGGAACCAGAACCUGUGACCGCUGCCAGAAGCUACCAAAGUGCGUGUUAAACUUAUACUAUUGUUUCAUGCUUCACAACUCCACAGGACCUUAUUAAGCCAAGUGCCAUAGAGAACAUGCUCUCAAUUUAUUAUUAUUAUUAUAUAUAAUAAUGAUUAUAUAUUUUUCCUAAGUAUUCAGCAUCUGAAGUUGUUCAGAAUAUAUUGAUUUAGAAAAAUACGUGGAUAGUGUUAUUUCCUAAUGACAAACCAUGAAGCUGGAGGCAGAGUGUCCUUUCUUCUUUCUUUUCUCUUUCUCUCCUAUCCACAUUUCUGGAUGACGAGAUUGGGGGUUCCAGUGGAACACAAGCACAAUGCAGCCUAGAGUCUCUGAAUGAAACGAGGGGAUUCUGCUUCAUUGGGACAGAGCUGUGCAUUCUGUGUCUACGCAGUCGCUGUGGGCUAAUGCAGGAUUUAGUAUCUGGCUCAAAAAUCAGCAACCUGAGAAUCCGUACUUUGAAUAUUUAUUUCUUAUUUAUUUUUUUAAGGAAGUUUCUAAUCUUCAGGAGAAACCAUAAAAGCUGGAAAUGUGGGCUGUGGCUGGUGACUUAUUAGAAGCCACAGGAGGAGACUGAGCGGGAUGCUGUAGUUGGGGCAGUUAUAGUACCUCCCAUACUUUACUGCUCCUUUCUCAAAUAGCCAAAGCCAAAUAAACUGUAAGAAACAAAAAACACCCUAGAAAAAUAUAUGGAAUGUCCCUUUGAUUUAAAAACUAACCCAGGUGACAGAAUGUGCCAUUAUGUGAAUUGCUUUAGCACAGAGUAUCACAUGCUGUAUUCAAAUGGGGAUUUCCAUGAAAAAUUCCUGGCAUCUGUACUUUGCCCCAGGGAGAGCUAUUGCUUGCAGCUGUUGAAAAAGUUCCCUCUCGGAGUUUCACACCAUUAACAGAGUACUACAGUUGCAGCCAUUCUGUGAAAAGACCCUGAUUAUGUCCUUGUAAAUCAGAUUUUUGUGUCUCCAUUCUUUCACCCAAGUCCCCUUCUUCAGAAUCGCCACUGGUGCCAUAUUUCUAUUUUGCCAGUCCUUUUAACCAAAGAUGAUAUCAGUGUUGUCAACAUCUUAACUUCAGGGAAGGGUGUGGGGGGAACACUGCUGAGCCCAGACAGGAUUUUUUAAAAGUCUGUACUGAGGUUUGAGAUUUUCAUGUGAUCCUGGAUAAAAUGUUUUAUAAAUGGUACUUACAAGACUGAGCAGUAAAGGCCACUAGACUUGCACACAAAAGCUUUGGUGGUGACCAUCUCUGCCUACAGGCUUGUGAUAUAGAAGGUGGCUGGUUGCAAAUGCUGCUGCAUUUUUUGGUUAGCAAUCUUGGGAAUCUGAGAGAGGCACUUCUGGCAAAUUGAAUUGAGGCCAGUGUAGGAAUUGCCCACAGUGAAAUACCUUAGUCCCACAAAUUUUGAUUGCUAAGGUUGUUUUUGUUUCUUCUAAAACUUUGGAUUUAGAACCAUAUGUGAUCAGGUGGAGCUCUUUUAAGGUAAAGCUUGGCAUGAUCACCCUUUAGGGAGUUUAUAUGCACUAAAUGAGUGUUUUAAUGCUCAAGAUCCGACUUCCUAGGACGGCUGAAGGCUUUGAUCAAUUUGUCAUGCUUUAAAAUCCUAUUGUGCAGGUUGUAUUGCUUCCGUUGCCUGCUGUUGGCUUUGAAAACAGAUAUAUAUUUAUCCAUUAUUGUUACAGCCAAGGAAUCUUACAAACAGUCAUCUUAGGUGCAGUUCACUUAUACAAAGUCAAGGUUUGAUCUCAUCUUGCAAGCUCUUUCACAAGGGUGCAGAUGGUUGCUUAAAUUGCAGGAUGGCAACUUAACAACUAGAUGUCUUGGCAAAGGGAAGGACCAGGCAAUGCUUUCAGUGGGCUAACAGGAACAGCUUUGAAGCCGAAUGGAGCAUGAAUAAAUGUGGCAAAGAUAGGAGGACCUCCUUCUCCCUCCUGUCCCCAGCCUUGUAGCAGUGGCAAGGUGCAAAGUGACUACUGCUUAAGGCUUCCAGUACAUUACUUUCAAGAUGGAUGGUAUUGUAUGGUGGGAAAAUCCAGAGGUCAGAAAAAUAUUGUGACUUGUUCUCCUUUCAGAGCAAUUGCUGCCCAAAAAUGUGCAAUGUAUUUGUUAUAAUCACCUGCCGACAUGUUUGUAUCUUGCUGGGGCUUGCAGCUAAACUGAGAGAUGGAAGCCCUCUUCUUGCUCUCCUGAACUCUGCUCUUAACUCUUGUUGUUUUUCAGUGACUUUGCAAAUGCCCAGCGGGUAUUCCUUCCUCCCCCACACACCUGUCUCCAAGAAUGUGGUAUUUCAGCUUGGCUGCCCCUUUGUAUGAUACACUCCAGUACCUGGCCCCAGGGCCACUGAUUCAGCAUAAGAAAUAAGCCAAAGCAUUACUUGUAUGGUCAGCAAUGCACUUUUACGAAUGUAGUUUGUAUCACACACUCUAAGCUUUUUUAUCAUGUAAAACAAAUUGUGAUGAUGCCUCAUACUUUUUUAAUUUAUAUUGUAAAAUAUCAUAUUUGAUUAUAUAUAUAUAUAUAUAUUAGCAACUGUUAUGAGUUGGGGAGGAGGGAAAUUGACACCUUUGUGAAUUUUAAAAGAGGGCGGGGAGAAAAGCAGCUGGUUUUGCAGAGAAUUUGAUUAUGGUUUUAUAACAAUAUAUGUUAAGCCAAAAUAUACUCUUUGUUUCCUCACUGGUCUGGGGUCAGGGAUGGGUGGGACAGCAAAUAGACAGGAAUAAUAGAAUCCCGAGGAGGAAAGUUGGGGCCAUCAAGUCCAUAGGCUGCAUUCAGGAUCUAUUCAUAGAUGCCUAGCUGGGCUUACUGCAAAUUCAUUAAAACACAGCUGCAAGCCAUGCAGAGAUCUCCAGUGUGAUCUCAGUAAAAGCACCAGGUCAGUUUCAGGAUAAACAGCUUUGCCUAUUUGCACAACCCUACCUUAGGCAUCUCUAUGCCACAACAUUUCAAUCUGGAUUUUUUUUUUAAAGCAGAUUGUCCUGCACCUAAGGAUUAUGUGAAUUGCUGGACUUAAGUGAUCCAAGAAGGAAAGCACAACUGGGGAAGAUAUUCAUGUAACUGGUUUUGGAUUGUAGCAUGUGGAAUGAAGAAAUUGUAUUGCGACUCCAAAGCAAUGCUCAGGAAGGAUGGGUUUCUCCUUAAAAGUAUGCUAGUCUAAAACUAUCAAAUUUCUCCUCUGACUUGUCCCUUUGCCCAGGUAUUUCCGGUCAGAAAGUAAUUUUUCUGCCCCUUAAUCAUUGGACUGGCACAUUUUCUCACAAGCACUUUGUGGCCUCCUGAAAAUCAUUGUUUAGCUUUACUAUCCAGUUCCUAUUCCCUAUAGAGACAAAAUGGACUGCUAAAGGAUAAAUUCACAUUUUCUAAGAUGGUCAUAACCAUAUGUGAGGAAACAAAGGUGUUUUGGACUUGGCAUGACGAUUCUGUAUACUCCAGGUUCACCCACGGGCAUCCUGCUAAACUGGAAUAUUAUGUACAAGUAAUUACAGGAGGAAACUAUUCAUAAACAUCUAAGGGAAUUUUUUUAGGUUGAAGAAAGCUUGCAUUCUUAGAUGUUUACCUCUUAUUGUCCUCUAGGAGAGCUGCUACUUACUCCAGGGUGGGUGUUGUGAGGGCUGGCCUAAAUUCUGACCUUUUGGGCAAAGUUUCCGGUGAAGAGAUUCAGGAAAAACACAUAGCCAAAAGGGAGUAACCCCUAAAGUUUGGUUUGACCUAGAUCUGCAUUUGACUUUGGGAUCAGUUGUAUGUUCUACUCUGGUCCACAGUAUUAUGUCUCAAUCCCCAACACAGUAGGCCUUCCUCCAGCUGAGUUUGCUUCAACCAAAGUGUACUUAAAGAUUUCAUCCUUCAUGAAAUAAUUCUGAAACUGCCACUCAGGAAAUUGUGUGUCUGGAGGGACCUGUAAGCCACUGAUCUGCAAUCCAGAGUAAUUCCUAUACAGAGUAACUUGCUAUAUGUCUAUACAAUUCCUCUAAUAGUGUGGCUUGAUUUAUUGAGAAUUAGAGGGAAUGCCCUAGAAUUUAAAAACAAAAAAGCCAUGGGCUUUUGUGUGUCAUUUUGUCAGAAGAAACAUUGUAGAACCUGGAGUGUACAGAGGACCUUGAACCACUCGUCUCUUUCUGAUUUUAUAAAUAUAUAUACUGACCAGGGCUUGCAGUGCAAAGCCAGGCCAAUGUAUCAUUUUUACUUACAAUAAAACUAUUGUUUUCAGCUAA
Molecule: messenger RNA, 7167 nt
Organism: Hemicordylus capensis (graceful crag lizard)
Lineage: Eukaryota; Metazoa; Chordata; Lepidosauria; Squamata; Cordylidae
Gene: MAP3K3
Product: mitogen-activated protein kinase kinase kinase 3
Exons: 17
Coding region: 338-2296 (652 amino acids)
Biological process (GO): protein phosphorylation
Molecular function (GO): ATP binding; protein kinase activity; protein binding
Source: RefSeq, a predicted model, not a curated record